GGAAAUUCAUCCGAUAGAUGACGCUAGGGAGCUCGUUACUAAGAGUUUUCUUCUUCCCCUCUUCCCAUCCGUGAUCCGUCCGUCAUUCUCAGCCUAGUUUUCUUUUUAUGUUACAUAGACGGCAGUUGCCCGUAAAUUUAUUCUCGUAUAAUGGCUGCCACGCUAUGUGUUUAACUUAUUGGUUAUGUCAUGUCAAAAGUGUUUUCGGAUGGGUGUGAUAAACGAAUAACUCAACAAGUGUUACGGAACAAUCAUCGCAUGAAAGUUGUUAAAGUAGCAUUCUCCCUGGAACGUUUCUUCUUUCAUGUUUCCUUUUUUGGCACUAAAGUUAUGGACUCAAAGUUUUUGUAAUUUAAGUAAUGAAAACAUAAUCUAUGCUGCGUAAAAAGUGUAUAUCGGGACCAUAUUGAGUGUCAAGUGCAUCAGAAGAUAGCUAUAAUGACGGAUCAGCGAUCGUCGUCAGCCUUGUUCAAGAGAGCCGAGCAGCUGAAGCGUUGGGAAGAAUCGGACACCAACAAACAGUCGCCGAUUCCGAAACGAGCGUCGAGAAUACAGUUUUCGCCAGAGAUUGUUUUUCUAGCAGCUUGCACUGCAGGCGAUAAGGAUGAAGUCCAGAGACUUUUAAAGAUGGGCGCAGACAUAAACACAGCGAACGUGGACGGGCUUACGGCGCUGCAUCAGGCAUGCAUCGAUGAUAAUCUGGAAAUGGUCGAGUUUUUGGUGGAACACGGGGCUGAUGUAAAUAAAGGAGACAAUGAAGGCUGGACCCCAUUACAUGCCACUGCAUCGUGUGGGUUUCUCAGUAUAGCUAGGUACCUCCUUGAAAAUGGCGCAGACGUGGCCGCUGUGAACUAUGACGGAGAACUGCCUGUAGAUAUUGCAGAUGAAAAAAUGAAGGACUUUUUGGCUAAAAUUAUUAGCGAUAAAGGUAUUGACUGCGAGAAAUCAAGGUGUGCGGAAUUAAAUAAUUUACUACGCGAUGCCAGGUACUGGGCGGCGAACGGUUAUUUUGAAGUGAGGGAUCCGAAGACGGGUGCGACUCCGUUGCAUGUUGCAGCGGCCAAGGGUUAUUUAGAUGUUGCACAAAUUCUACUAGAAGAAUGCAAUGUGGAGCCCGACUGUGGAGAUUACGAAGACUGGACACCUCUUCAUGCGGCCGCGCUUUGGGGCCAACAGGAAGCUGCAGCGUUGUUGUUAAAACAUGGGGCAGAUCCCAAUCUGAAAAAUUUCUCAGGUCAGACUUGUUUGGAGAUCGCGGAUCCCUCAAUAUCCACGUGGUUGUCAGAGGCAUCCAUGAAAGCGCCGCGUCGUAUCAACAACAACAAUAAUAAUAAUAAACGCAAGAGGAGUCCAUCAAGACAUGAAAUGAAGCGAGUCGAGUUAGAGAUUACUGAAAAAACUGAUAAUGUCAUAAAUGAUAAGCCGCCAGCAGCUCCAGAGAUUAUUCCUAAGAUACCUGACGGAAAGCCGCCGAAAAGCUGUGCGCCGUCGCCCGACCCUACUGAGCCUGUCACGGACAACGCGGCUAUGGACGAAGCGCCCUCGUGGCGUCGAUCAGCGUCGUUCCGUAAUAGGCAACAGGACAGCGGGCGUGAGAACAAGGCCGCUAACAACAAUGUAGACUGUGAUACGAUCCUCAGGAGAACGCACAGUUUUGAAAAUGAUAAAACUUUCUAUCAACGAUAUCGCGACGUGACAGCGCGUAUAAAGGCGACCUCGUGCCCGUCUAUACCGCCGCUGCCGCAGUCCACGUUGGCUUCAAUCGAGCUAAGGAAAAAGAGUCUGGAGGCUACUAACAAUGCAACUGAGAGUACUAAUGAGGAUGUUCAGACCAGAAUAAACCCAAGCGACAGAAGAGAAAGAGAAGCAAAUACGUGGAACGCUCCCUCCAAUAACAGUGCCACUGUCUCGCCGACUAGUACUGCACAGACCAUUAGGAGCUCCUCGGAGAGCGUAGAGUCGAACAGUAGCAAUUCUACACCGAGCACGGCUACUCCGACCAAACUGUCGCCUGGGAACAUAUUCAAGAAUUUCUUCAAGUCAUUCGUACCUCCGGUCCGGGAUGAAGAAAGCGAAACUCAAAGGAAAGCGCACGCCAAACGAGUUCGCGAGACGCGGCGAUCCACGCAGGGGGUGACUCUUGACGAGAUCAAAUCUGCUGAACAGCUAGUAAAGAAGAAAGCCGGUAAUGGAACAACGGAACCUUCCUCGCCAACGACCCUGCAGAAGCCCGAUUGCACUUCCACCACAGAUCACGCGGCUCGCAGCGCCAUGAGCGGCAGGGACGUCGCCGUGACGCUCGCACUGGCGUGCGCGACUGCGACCGCCACCGCGACUAUUGCGGCCAACAGUGAGCGGCGCCCUUCGUGGCGGCUGCGACUCGACCCUACUAAUAAGUUCGAGUUGGAGGACGCCGGGCAGUCGGCGCCACGGACGCCGCCCGCUGCAAAGGCGAUCGUGCUGCGUUUCCCGCCAUUCUCCCCCGUUUCAACGAAACAAGUCGUUUCGUCGACGAAGAAGAAUAAUCGUACCGGAGAAGAAGAAAAAGAACGCGAAAGCAGUUCAGAAAGCAAAUCUUCAUCGUCGCCAGCAAGCACGCAAGCGGCGCUCAACGUAAUACAGCGCAGGCGACGGCCGAAGCGACGAUCCACCGGAGUCGGUCAUGUUGAUAUGGACGAUAUUGUCAACGACCGUGGUGGAGGCGGCGAAGGUGAUGGAGACUCGGAAAACGUUCAGUCUGGCAGCGAACGCACGGAAGACGUCGAGGAGCGUGACUACAAAGCCUUGUACGAGGCGUCGCAAAGUGAGGUGCGCCGUCUACGUGCGUUGCUGACGACGUCGGAGCAACAGUUGCGCGACGCUCGUUCAACUAUAACGAGGCUCUCACAAGUGAAUCAGAAUUCGCUGUCCGAGAUAGAAAAGCGAGAAAGGAGGGCAAUGGAGAGGAAGUUAUCGGAAAUGGAGGAAGAGUUGAAGGUAAGGCAAUUGCAAAAACUAAAAGCCGAGAACGAAAGGCUGAGGGCAGAGAACCGUGCUCUAACGCGGGUCGUCAGCAAACUGACCAACUCUGCCGCCAAAUAGCAUCAGCAAACACUGCAGGCUGAGAACCAGCGGUUGAAAGAUGAGAAUGGCGCGCUAAUACGAGUGAUCAGCAAACUCUCUAAGUGAGUGUUGGGACAUAGUAGUAGUUUAUGUACACUCGUUUCCUAAAAUAAAUAGUUUGUAUAUACCGUUGGGAACCUUGAUAAUACAGAAUGAGAUGUAGUCCAAUUUGUAGUCACGCAAACCUUUUGGUUGCACUGUUAUAUAAAUUGCAAUUAUUUGUUGCAAUAUAAAAAAUUAAAUCAAAUCAUUAAAUCAUAUACAAAUAUUCCGCGCGUAUGCAACGCUGCUGACAAUAUGUGUAAGAUCAUAAACCGACUUGUUAUGCGCUUUAUUAUUUAUUUAUUGUUCAAAUUUUUCGAACUUUAUUUAAUUUAAAUUAUCAUACACUUUAACAUUCUCUCAUUAAUUUAAUAUCUCAUUCUUAGCAUAUUUAUAAAAUAUGUUUACAAAAAUAAAAUUAAAAGAAAUAAUAUUAUUAUAUUAAUAUUAUUUCAAUUACAUAAUAAUGUUAUUGUUUACAAAUAUAACAUUAUUACAGUGCGACAAGGAUCUUUUGGCACUUGAAUGACUUGAAUAAUAAACACCUUUGAUAGGUCACACAUUUGAAACCUAUCGUUUACCUGCUCUAAUACUAUACUUACCUCGUGCUAAGUAUAGCUAUUAGAUGCAGACACAUUAAUGCCGUAUCUGUACAGGAUAUAUCGUGAAGUUACGAGUAAGUAUACGGAGGCUCGGAACGAAACGUUAGUUCCGAUUCUAGCCACGCGCCAAAAGAUGCUUGUCGCGCUGUAUUCAUUAAUUCUAAAAUUGUUUAUAGUGAAAAAUUUAUCACAAAAAAGUAUUGCAUAAUUAAUAUAUUAGAACUAUUGUUCAAAUUUAGUUGUUUUGAGAAUGAAUAUGAAAUGAUAUCAAUUAAUGACUUGUCUUCUGGCUGCGGUGCCUUCGCGCGGUAUAAAUACUUAUACAAGCGGUUAUUUUGAAUGCAGUUUUUUUAAAUGCAUUCUGCAUUUCAUUAUGUUAGUCUUUGCAUGUAGAGAUAUAUUAUUAUACAUACAUAACAAUAGAACAUUAUUAAAAUGUUAAUUUUGAUUAUUUUUUAUUAAUACUGCAAUGGUUUAAUAGGAAUAACUCAAUAUUUUUUUUGAAUUGAAAAACCUACAGUUAAAAUACCUAAAUUUAAUAACCUGUGAUUGAAAAACCUUUAGUUAAAUAUACUAUAAUUCAUAUUGUACUCUUGUACUAUAAUUUAUUUGUUUUGAGAUACGAAUAUGAAAUGAAAUAAUGACCAAUGAAUGACUUGUCUUCUGGCUGCUAGUAUAAAUACUUAUACAAGCGGUUAUUUUGAAUGCAGUUUUAUUAAAUGCAUUCUGUAUUACAUUAUGUUAUUCUUUACAAUUAGAGCAAUGCAUGCGAGAGUUGUUGUUAUUUUUUUUAUAUAAACAUUACUUACUUUAGUAAACUUAAUUUUUUUUGAAUUGAAAAAUCGAUUGUUUAAUUCAUAUUGUACUAUAAUUUAUUUGUUUUGAUUUUGAUUAAUUAAUGAUUCUGAUUGAGCUGCCUUCGCGCAGUAUAAUUACUUAUACGGGCCGUUAUUUUUGUGCACUUUUGUUAGAGGGAUUCUGUACAUCAAUUGUCGCAUGUAGAGAUGUAUUAAUUUUGUUUUGAUGGAAUUAUUAUUAACGAAGUCUCCAACUGUUUAUAACGAACAAUUUAGUCAAUUUUGUGAAUUGAAAACUCUUUUGUUUAGUUAAUAUUGUGUGUGCAAUAGUUUGCAUAAUGUAUUUGUUUUGGAUUUGUUCCCUUGCUGCGCCACCUUCGCGCAGUAUGCUGAUGAUAGUGAAUUUAUAUAGUUGUUUAAAUCUUAUUUUACAAACAAUACGAACAACUUAAAUUAUAGCCUUUAAUAGUUAUAAAUGACAUGAGUAAAAUAAGGUAGAGAUAGAUAUAAGGGGCAGUACUCCCUAAGAUAUAAUUUUUCAUCACAACUUAUGCCUGUCUUCUCAAAACAUAGCGUGGCUGUUAGUACUUAAAUAAUUUUGUUAUUAGUAAUGGAUGUUUAUUUUAUGCGAUCUAAUUGCAUGUUUUUCAAGUUUAUUUCUGCCAUAUGCGAGGUUACAUCACAAUUAAUGUAUUUCAUAUCAAGCUGUUCCCAAAAUAGCCUUUGUAUUGAUAUAUUCCUAAAGAUAUAUAAGUGUAAAGUAGAAUAGCAUUAAAUAAAACUUUUAUAGAUAGCAUGAAGAUUGAAGGCGUUACAAUUAUUACUAGUUAAUACAUAUAUAUCUCGAAUUUCUGAUAUAUAUUGAUAGAUUAUAUGUAUAGCUUGUUUUGUAAGCAAUAGUUGCGAAAUAAUAAAUUGGAAAUGUGAUAUAAUCUCUUACUAAACCUUUGAUCAAGAGUAUGAACUUUAAUAUUAGGAAGAAUAUAUUGAUUUAUAAAUAAUGUAAUGAAUAUAUGGUAAAUGUAAUGUGCGAUUGGUUAGUGUUUAUUAUCGUAGUGCAAGUUAGAUUGUUAGUAAUUUAUCACAACUAUUCGUACUCGUACCAUAACUUGCACUUCUGUAAUGUAUAAUGAGCUUUUUUGGUUUAAAUAAUUUAUUUGGUUUAAAAUAAAUAUUAUGUUCAAUGUCUGA
Molecule: messenger RNA, 5734 nt
Organism: Maniola jurtina (meadow brown)
Lineage: Eukaryota; Metazoa; Arthropoda; Insecta; Lepidoptera; Nymphalidae
Gene: Mbs
Product: protein phosphatase 1 regulatory subunit 12A
Exons: 20
Coding region: 439-3081 (880 amino acids)
Cellular component (GO): cytoplasm
Molecular function (GO): phosphatase regulator activity; protein kinase binding; enzyme inhibitor activity
Source: RefSeq, a predicted model, not a curated record